ACUGCUUUGCACUUGAAUAGAUUUGCAUGCAAUUUCGUGUACAAUGACAAAUAAAUCUACUCUACUCUUUUCUAUUCUAUCUUGAUUUUGAUGCCUAAUUGGAUGACACUGCAAAAUACACUGGGACCAGGCAGUGAAUAUAUGUAAUCUGUACAAGUUUGACAUUUUUAAUGUCAGAUUGCCAUGCCUUUUUUAAUUACCACUGUGAUUGUGAUUUUAGAGUUGACUUUAUGUGAUGCCACGCCCACUUUAAUGACUUUUAUGGAGAUUUUUUUCAUAAUGAAAUGCGUUUUCUGCAACGCAUAAGCAAAUUUUUGGGGAUGUUUCAUAUAUUCCUUGAAAAGAUACUCAUGCAUAGCUUAAUUUUCUCAAAAUUCCCAUGUGUCUCACUCCACAUCAACAAAGAAACUGUGCUAUGAUGCUUGACUUUCUCUCUCUCUCUCUGAAACCCCUCCUGCCUCCUGCAGCCAGUUUUGUCUUCCUCUGCUGACACAAUCACACUGUCUCCCUCCUCACUCCAGGCUGCGCGUUAAAAUAGCUAAUUUUACAUUUUAAUGAAUAAGAACUUAACUCGCCUGAAACUUUCAGAGUGUUUUUAUUACUGGAAGAGAGUGUUAUAUUCUUUUCUGUUAUUCGGCAGUGAAGAUUUUUUUUUCUUUUUCGCUGAGAAAACCGGAGAACCGUGUUUUGCAAGAUCCAGACGCUGAUCCAGAAAUGUGCGCCUGAAAAGGCACACAGGGUUGAUAAUCUCUCUGAAUUUUGGCUGGGAUAACAAGAAGGAUUGGAAGCAAACAAAGGAUAACACAAUCAGGGCAGUAACAGAAGGUGUAUGUUGCCUCUCACUGUAGUUUUCCUGCCACUACCAUGAGUUGGAGUUUCCUGACUCGCCUGCUGGAAGAAAUCCACAACCAUUCCACAUUUGUGGGCAAAAUCUGGCUCACUGUCCUCAUUGUUUUCCGCAUUGUGCUGACAGCCGUAGGCGGUGAGUCCAUCUACUACGACGAGCAGAGUAAGUUUGUUUGCAACUCUGGCCAGCCAGGCUGUGAGAACGUCUGCUACGACGCCUUCGCUCCGCUUUCACAUGUCCGCUUUUGGGUUUUCCAAAUCAUUCUGGUGGCCACGCCGUCGCUCAUGUACCUGGGAUACGCUGUCAACAAGAUUGCUCGGGCAGAAGAGCAGGCUGACAGCGGGGGAGUGAGUGGAUUUUCACGAAGGAAACCCAAGAAGCACUGUCUGGCAGGCAGAAAGCAGCACAGCAGCACUGAACAGGCCGAGGAUCACGACGAGGAAGACCCAAUAAUCUACGAAAUGACAGAGGCAGAGAGCGACGGUGGGGAAGCAGCAAAAGGAGGAAGCAGUGACAGACAAGUAAAAGGGAAGGUCCGCCAUGACGGCCGUCAGCGUAUCAAAGAAGAUGGACUGAUGCGCAUCUAUGUCAUCCAGCUCUUGGCCCGCUCCUUGCUGGAGGUGGCUUUCUUGUGUGGACAGUACUUCCUGUAUGGAUUUGCUGUACCUGCCACUUACGUGUGCUCAGACCUGCCCUGCCCUCAUAGCGUGGACUGCUUUGUGUCACGGCCGACUGAGAAAACCAUCUUUCUUCUCAUCAUGUACACCGUCUCCGUGCUCUGUUUGGUCCUCAAUAUAUGGGAGAUGCUUCACCUGGGCAUCGGCACCAUCUGUGAAAUUAUACGCUCCCGCCGGGAACAGCUCCAUGACGACGAGCUAUACAGGCUUACAAGGGCUCAAGGGGCUCUUAAUGAGGCGGGAUUGAGUGGGGACGAUUACAGCAGCUACCCCUUUUCAUGGAAUGCACCAUCGGCUCCACCAGGUUACAACAUCGCCAUAAAGCCUCUUCUGGUACCCACUGGAAACCACAGCCAGCCGCUUCCCAUCACCGAUCUCACUAAUGCCAAGAUGGCGUGUCGGCAGAACCAUGUUAACAUUGCCCAAGAGGAGCGUCAGCAGUACACCAGUAAUGAUGAAAACCUGUGCAGAGCUGGGAUGGGAGAUGCCCCCAGAGGUGUUCACAAGGACAUCGGUCAGCCUCCGAACAAGCUGGAGGUUAACAGUCAGGCCUACAGCCAGCUGCAGAGCCACAGCAAUAACUACAGCAAGCCUCACCGCGAACGCAAACACCGGCAGGCCUCCAGACAUGCCUCCAGCAAGGCUGACACGGACAGAGGCAGCAGUGGCAACAGUAGUAGCAGCAAAUAUGGAGUGAUCAAGGGCUCUGAGUGGAUCUGAAGCACAGACGGUCGUUUUCUCGUUAAUCUUGAAGCAAUGCAAAGCCUCAGCAAACACAGUAUUUGCAUAACUGUAUCUAACCUAAAAAAAAAAACGAGGACAACCAAUUUGCAGUAUUUUUAUGUGAUGAAAAUAAGUGAAAAUAUGUGAGAAGCUAAAACAGACCGAUAAGAACAAGUUUACCACUCAUUUAUAAACCUAAAUGUCUCUUCUGCUAGUAAACAGCAUGUUUAAUGCAGCUAUGUUGGAGAUUGAUUGGGUCAUAUGCAAAAUUCAAUUACAGUUUACAGAGAUAUGCAAAAAAAUGCCUUUAGUAGUAUAAAAAUAUGCUAUUUCAAGUAGAAAGUUGUCUAAAAGCAACCUUUACAUCUCUGGGAGAAACACAAAAUAGUCAUGGCUUCAUUACAAUAAGUUUAAACUUGUACAGUUUUGCUGCACGGUUUCAGUGUUAGAGUUCUGCAUUGAGCAAUGGAACAGACCCUGCUACUAACAUUUAAACAGGAACUUGCAAGAAACAGUUGAAAAUAAUGUGACUGGCACAACAUGAUGUUUAGCUCUGCUGCAAAUGUAAACAGCAUUGCAUUACAGUAGAGUAAUUUUCAAAAUAAUUGUAUAUUUUAAUAGCUUUUGCUGUAAGAUCCUGGUGCCGUAAUUUAACAGGAGCAUCUAUGCUGUAAUCUAUAGUGCCUUAAACAGUCAAAGAGCUGCUUCAUGCUGAAUAUGCAGCACUUUAUGUUCCACAUAUUUUUAUUUCUUUCUGUAAAAUCACCAUAGACUGAAAACAGGACCUCAAUCCUGCUGUCUAUGUAAGUAUUCACCAGUUCACCAUCCAGAGUUUAAAGCUUUGAGCGAUAUUGUUGUUUCUGAAUAUGCAAAAGAGUUUUUUUUAAACUAAUCAUCUUUUAUCUUUCUUGGAUUGAUUGUUUUCCGGAGCCAUAAAUAGACUAUAAAAGGAAGUAUGUUUAAGCUGGUAGUUUCACCAUGUUUUCAGUUGGUCAGGUUACUGACUUUUUGCCAUUUUUUGGAGAGAGAAAAUAAGUUCUCUAGUAAGUGUUUUGACAGAUGGUAAAUUGUAUCGGUAAAUGGAAAUGCUUGGCAAUGUUUAGCAACCUAACUCUGAUAUUAAAGCUGUUGUUAGUGUCUUACUGUCAAGCUAUUAUCAUUUUUUACAUAUUUUAUUUCAAGUUUAUGCUGUGAAGUUAUCAACUGUUAGUCCAUUGGGCCUGGUAUACACAAUUCUUUAUCAUUGAAAUACUUUCAUUUACAGAUCUUUAAACUGAAAUGCCAUUAGGGCUAUUUGUUUGCACUGCCAAUGUUUCAUUUUUGAAAAACUAUUUUUAUGAAAAAGAAGUGCAUGUUUUGAAUAAAGAAUUUGUAUUUGU
Acanthochromis polyacanthus (spiny chromis) is the source of this 3626-nucleotide messenger RNA. Its product is annotated as gap junction gamma-1 protein-like. Bases 865 to 2244 code for a protein of 459 amino acids. The record is from RefSeq and is a predicted model, not a curated record. Gene Ontology annotation, biological process: cell communication. The transcript has 3 exons. Lineage: Eukaryota; Metazoa; Chordata; Actinopteri; Pomacentridae. Gene Ontology annotation, cellular component: connexin complex.